This is a messenger RNA of Yamadazyma tenuis ATCC 10573, 1119 nucleotides long. RefSeq names its product CCR4-NOT core subunit (gene rcd1). Lineage: Eukaryota; Fungi; Ascomycota; Pichiomycetes; Serinales; Debaryomycetaceae. The record is from RefSeq and is a predicted model, not a curated record. Gene Ontology annotation, biological process: mRNA catabolic process; negative regulation of translation. Gene Ontology annotation, cellular component: CCR4-NOT core complex; CCR4-NOT complex; P-body.
AACUACUUUGUACCCAUAGGUUUCACUGUGAUUUUUUUUUACCAAGAGAUAUGUAUAGCGCUGUGGCCCUGCAACAAAUACAUCCCGGUAGUUUCAAGAAUACGGCUGACUCCAUGGGUGGCAAUUUCGCCGGUUCACUUCCCGAAGAUUCACCAGAUAAUUCCAAGGGCUCUUCCGCAACCGCUAAUAACGCCCUCAAUGAUGAUCAAAUUUACCAAUGGGUCAGUGAGCUAGUCACGGGGGCCAACAGAGAAAGGGCGUUAUUGGAGUUGGGAAAGAAGAGAGAACAGUACGAUGAUUUGGCAUUGGUGUUAUGGAACUCGUUUGGAGUGAUGACCGUGUUGUUGGAGGAGAUUGUAUCGGUAUAUCCGUACUUAAGUCCUCCAUUACUCACGGUUUCUGCCAGCAAUCGGGUUUGUAACGCAUUGGCCUUGUUGCAGUGUGUGGCAUCCAACUCGUCCACUAGAACCCUUUUCUUACAGGCUAACCUCCCAUUAUACUUGUACCCAUUUUUAUCAACAAACACCAGACAGAAACCAUUUGAAUAUUUGCGGUUAACCAGCUUGGGAGUCAUCGGUGCCCUCGUGAAGAACGACACCCCUGAGGUCAUCAACUUCUUACUCACGACCGAAAUUGUACCCCUCUGUUUGAACGUGAUUGAAAUCUCGUCUGAAUUAUCCAAAACGGUGGCCAUCUUCAUUUUGCAGAAAAUCUUGUUGGACGACUUGGGCUUAUCAUACAUAUGCACCACCUACGAACGGUUCCAUACGGUUGCUGCUGUGUUGCUGAAGAUGAUUGACCAACUAACAUUGGCUAACCUUAGUGCUGGUGCCGACACCAGUGGUAACGACAAGCCCGAUGCCGCUGCCAGCAACAGCAACAGCAACAGUACCGGCCGGUUGUUGAAGCACGUGAUCCGGUGCUAUAUGAGAUUAAGUGACAAUUUGGAGGCCAGAAAAGCGUUGGCAUCGAUUCUCCCUGACUCCUUGAGAGACGGCACGUUUUCCGACAUUUUACAGGAUGACGUGGCCACCAAAAAGUGUUUGGCCCAGCUCUUGGCCAACAUCAGUAACCCGUAGAAGUGUAUAGUUUCGUGUAUAGUAACAGAUAAAGGUACCU